This is a messenger RNA of Scomber japonicus (chub mackerel), 2916 nucleotides long. RefSeq names its product tachykinin receptor 1a (gene tacr1a). The transcript is spliced from 5 exons. Gene Ontology annotation, cellular component: sperm midpiece; plasma membrane. NCBI's taxonomy places the organism in Eukaryota, Metazoa, Chordata, Actinopteri, Scombriformes, Scombridae. Gene Ontology annotation, molecular function: substance P receptor activity. The record is from RefSeq and is a predicted model, not a curated record. The coding region runs from base 51 to 1334 and encodes 427 amino acids. Gene Ontology annotation, biological process: positive regulation of flagellated sperm motility; G protein-coupled receptor signaling pathway.
UCGCUUUAAGUCCAGUGGGUUUAUUGUGACUUUGAAUCCUAAACUGCAAAAUGGAUCCUUUAUUCAAUAUCACCUCUAAUUGGACCACCAGCUCCAACACCAAUAACGACACCAUGUACGAGAACCAGUUUGUGCAACCAGUGUGGAGAAUUGUGCUCUGGGCCAUCGCAUACAGUUGUAUAGUUAUCGUGUCUAUAGUAGGUAAUGUUACAGUGAUCUGGAUUAUUAUGGCGCAUAAACGCAUGAGGACAGUCACCAAUUAUUUUCUGUUAAACCUGGCGUUCGCCGAAGCCUCUAUGUCCGCUUUCAACACGGUGAUCAACUUCGCCUACGCCGUGCACAACGAGUGGUACUUCGGACCCGUCUACUGUCGCUUCCACAACUUCUUUCCGAUCGCGGCUGUCUUUGCCAGCAUCCACUCAAUGACUGCCAUCGCUCUGGACAGGUACAUGGCCAUCAUCCACCCUCUGAAGCAACGCAUGUCCUCCACACAGACCAAGGUGGUGGUGGGAGUGAUCUGGGCCCUGGCCAUGUCCCUGGCCUUCCCUCAGUACUACUACUCCAACAUGGAACAGUACCCCGGCCGGGUGUUGUGCUACAUCGACUGGCCCGAACACACCGACUCCAAAAAGAUCUACCAUGUGUGUGUGGCCAUCCUGAUCUACUUCCUUCCCCUGCUGGUGAUGGGUUGUGCUUAUUUGGUGGUGGGACUUACCCUCUGGGCCAGUGAGAUCCCAGGAGACUCCUCUGACCGCUAUAAGGAGCAACUGACUGCCAAACGCAAGGUGGUGAAGAUGAUGAUUGUGGUGGUGUCUACGUUUGCCAUCUGCUGGUUGCCGUACCACGUCUUCUUCCUGCUGCACGAGUUCUUUCCCAAAAUGUUUGAGAAAGCGUUCAUCCAGCAGGUGUACCUGGCCAUCAUGUGGCUGGCCAUGAGCUCCACCAUGUACAACCCCAUCAUCUACUGCUGCCUCAAUGACAGGUUUCGCGCUGGUUUUAAACAAGCCUUCCGCUGGUGUCCCUGUGUCCCUCGUGGCAAUUACGAAGGCCUGGAACUCAAGUCCACUCGCUACCUUCAGACUCAGACCAGCGUUUACAAGGCUAGCCGGAUGGAGACCACUGUGUCCACAGUUCUGCAGGUUGGCGACGACAUGGAGCAGCCUAAGAUAAAGGCAAUGGCUGGUCCUGGUCCUGGUCUUGGUGGGGCUGCUGUCGGGGCCAGACCGCAUAGCUCCUCCCUGGACCUCACCUCAAAUGGGUCAUCAUCCCGGAGCGUCUCCAAAACUGUUUCAGAGACGUCCAGUUUCUACUCCAGUAACAACCUGCAGGAAUAGACCUUAAACACAGGUGCCACUACUGUAUGUUGGACAGCAGGGACAGAGUGUGAGUCGACUGUUCUUUUUGCCUGCGUGUGUUCAUGCAAAUGGGCGGAGAGAAUGUGUCACUUUGUCUGACUGUGGAUGUGUUUUUGAUGAGUACAUUGUCGGCGUUUCAGCUGGAACAUCAUGUUAGGUAAUUUGCAAGUGAGACUAAGUUCCGGUUCACUGAGUGCUGCUCUCACCCACAAAGCCCUUGUUUAAAGCACUCAUGCUACUCACAGUUAAUGAUCAGCGCCAAAAAUUGAUGAUGAGCACUUCGACGACAUGAGCACAUUCCAGUUCAAAAGCUAAACUAUAACAGAUGCUACAGGGCCUCAUAUCUUCACAGCUUCUGCCAGUCACACCAGCCUUCUCUCAGUGCAGAGCGAAGGUUCACGCGUCCUCGAUCAUUCAAGCUGAGCGACUUCACACAGUCUAUUUUAGCGUCGAGCUAUAACAUGAGACCAGCAUGCUGUGAACACAGCGGCUCCUCAUCUUAACAGGAGUGUUCUCUAAAAAAAAAAGAGAGCUCUGAGACUUCACUCUCCCAGAAAUUUCUCUACAUCUCAACUUAACUCUUCUCCAAGAAAACACAUUUUGAAAACAGAAGCAGAUGUGUGGUUUCAGUUGAAAGGCUCAGCCAGAGGAGGUGGUGGAGGGAACAAAAAAAGAACAACAAAGAAUAAACUCUGAACUUUGCAUGUGUGUAUAUGCGUGUGAACUGAUGAGAAUGCUAACUCUGUUUGGCCGAGAAGGACUUGCUCAGCAAAUCCAAUGAGCAGGAUGAGUGCCUGUGUCGAGAUGAAGGAACGCUCUCGGGAUCCCCUGCAGGCACUGCUGAAAUGUUCCAGCCUUCACCUGAACAGCUUUCAUCUGACUAAACAUUGAUUUGAACAGCUGGUAGCAUCAUCUGAGCAUCACAGCGAUGCUUCAAAUGCUGAAGAGGCAACAACGAAUCGCAAGUUUUACUAAAACCUGAGUCCCAGGUUAAAUCCUCCAUGACACCACUGACACAGGUGUGUAGCUCUAGAUUGAUCCUGUCAGUUAUCUGUCUGCCACACCUGCUCCACCUUUAUCAAACCCACGACACCAAGUGGUGAUCUGAAUGCCAGGCACCACUUUCAAACUGUGAAAUAUUGAUGUAACUCUCAUUAGCAGCUCUACCUUUCAACCUGGCAGAAACAUGCACUCUGUGUCUUAAUGCGAUUUGGCUGGAUUAACUUUACACCUGACAUUAACAUGUCUUCAGUAAAUCGUUAUAUAGUUUCUUGGCUCUUUAAUCUGUGUGCAUUUUUUAAAAAUAUCAUUUUCAUGUUUGUUAAACGUGGCUAUAGUCACCUCUGACCAUCUCAGCAGGUGACUUACAUAAUAAGGUAAGCUUCUUUCACAUAUCUACAGUUUACAUGCUGUUACUCCAUCUAAAUGCAAUCCAGUCAUUAGAUGCAUGUUAACAUCAGGUUUAAAGGGCUUUGUAGAAGUUUCAGUGUGGAAUGUGCACAGGCAGCCUGCUAACUGUAGCUCUCUAAUCUGCAGUGAUGUGCCUUGCUGCUUAGCAUAA